Molecule: messenger RNA, 1263 nt
Organism: Microdochium trichocladiopsis
Lineage: Eukaryota; Fungi; Ascomycota; Sordariomycetes; Xylariales; Microdochiaceae
Exons: 5
Coding region: 52-1059 (335 amino acids)
Source: RefSeq, a predicted model, not a curated record
AGUACUCCCUGAUAGCUGUGAUAGUUUCAUUUCAUCCAGCUGAGUGCCCAGAUGUUGAACGUCGCGCACAUUCGCAGCCACUUCAUCGAGACCUGUCUGGACGAUCGGGCAAACUCAUCUGUGAACCAGACUGUCGACGAGAAGCACGCGCUAACAUCGCCUCCCGACAGAAUGGACUCCUGGAACAUCAAAGACGCACGCGCCAUGAGAGCGCUUCAAUCGCUGCUGAAGGAAUCGAAGCCUACGGAGACGAGUAAUAGGACCAUUGAAGUGAUCGUAGCUGGUCUGCCGAGAUGUGCCACCAGCUCGCUACAGGCGGCCCUGCACUCUGAAUGGCUGGACUACAAGCCGACUCACCAUAUGGCUGAGGUCAUUGCCUUUCCCAAGGCACGACAGCUGGCUAUUCAAACCUUGCGGGAACCCCAUCCCGAAAAGCGCCAGAAGCUGCUCGCCGAGAUGCUUAAAGGCUACCGCGCUAUAACUGAUCAGCCCGCGUGCAUGUUCACUGCCGACCUGAUGGACCUGUACCCCGACGCCAAGAUCGUGCUGAACCAGCGGCGUAACGGCCGGGUAUGGGCCAACUCUGUCAACAACACCAUCGUCUUUUGGUCCAAACUCCACUACCGAAUCCUUGGAAUCUGGUUUCCUAUGAACCGCGACAUGCACCAGCUGGGCGCAGGUCUCUGGCAGUUCAGCGCGGACCAAAUGGGUACGCCGAACCCGUUCAGUACCGCCGACCCCAACUUCAGUCGGCCAGACUACUACGACGCCUUCAUCGACAACGUGCGCCGCGAGGCUAAGAAGCGCGGGAGGGAGGUGCUGGAGUGGCAGCCUGAGGACGGGUGGAAACCUCUUUGCGAGUUCCUGGGCAAGCCCGUGCCGCCGGCUGAUGUGCCCUUCCCCAAGACCAACGAGACGGCCGAGAUUAAGAAGGUUAUUAGGAUUCUCUACGUGCUGGGGGCCAUAUCCUGGAUGUGCGUAGGCGGGCUGGGCUAUGCAGCUGUUAAGUACGGGCCGUACCUGGCCGGUCUAGCUAGGGCAAAGGUUGCGACGUGGUGAUACGGUAGUGGUAGAAGGUUGGAGCAGCCAUAUUCACACUCGCCUGGCGUAGGCGUUAUCUUCAUGAUAAGCACCUCUGCACGGAAUGUAAGGGGAAAUUCGUCAAUCUCAUACUCUAUAACGUAAUCCACAAGCAAGUGAGCCACACAAGCAAGUGAGCCACCCACCAGGCACCCGUACGACAAUGUAUAAGAGAAUUCAACC